Alternaria atra is the source of this 1104-nucleotide messenger RNA. RefSeq lists its product as uncharacterized. Gene Ontology annotation, cellular component: nucleus; cytoplasm. NCBI's taxonomy places the organism in Eukaryota, Fungi, Ascomycota, Dothideomycetes, Pleosporales, Pleosporaceae. Bases 1 to 1104 code for a protein of 367 amino acids. Gene Ontology annotation, molecular function: heat shock protein binding. The transcript has 2 exons. The record is from RefSeq and is a predicted model, not a curated record.
AUGGCACGAAAACAACAAAAGGAGCGUACUCCCGAGAAAUACGCAGAAGAUGACUUCGUGAACAACGACGAGAGCGAAGACGAGAACGACAUGGAUGAGGAAGACGGCCCACCUACCAUCGACCCGUAUGAGGUGCUGGGACUCGAGGUAGAAGCCACUGCCGAUGAGGUGAAGAAGGCAUAUCGCAAACUAGCGCUCAAAUGUCAUCCGGACAAGGCUGCACCCGAUGAGAAGGAAGCCGCCAACAAGGCCUUCCAAGAAAUCGCAUUCGCAUACGCCGUACUCUCCGACGAUCGCAGACGCAAGCGCUAUGAUCUUACUGGCAGCACAGCCGAGACACUCGAAGACGAUGAUGACUUCAACUGGCUGAAGUUCUACCGCGAGCAGUUUGAGAAUGUCGUCAACGAGGAGGCUAUCAACAACGUCGCGAACGAAUACAAGGGCAGCGAAGAGGAGCGUCGCGAUCUGGUCAAAGCGUUCAAAAAGGUCAAGGGCAACUUAAACAAGGUGUAUGACCUCGUCAUGCUGUCUGACAUCCUCGAGGACGACGAUCGGUUCAGACAAAUCCUAGACGAGGAGAUAGAAAACGGCAACGUCAGUUCAUACCCUGCGUACGAAGCCGAGACAGACGAGACACGUCAAAAAGCCAAAGACGCCGAGAAGAAGAGACGUGAAGACUUUGAUAAGAAACACGCUCAAAAAGAAGAGGCGGGAGCCACAAACGGCAAGGCCAAGGCGAAGCCGAAGGGUAAGAAGAGUGGCACAGAUGACAUGGCAAGUCUAGCGGCUCUGAUUCAGGGGCGCCAGAAGGCACGAGCGGGCAACUUCUUCGAUUCGCUGGAGGCCAAGUAUGCGCCCAAGUCGCGAGGUUCAAAGCGUUCGACACCCAUGGAGGAGCCGUCAGAAGAGGCUUUUGAAGCCAAUCGCAAGAAGCAGAAGCAGAGCGGUCGCUCAAAAAAGAAGGCCAAGGAUGAGAGUGAAGAUGAGGAGAUGGAUCUUGAUGAGGAGGAUAUUGGCGACUCUGAAGAAGAGGCAGAGCCCGCACCGAAGAAGUCAAGAGCGAAGCCUAAAGCGCGGGCAACACGAGCACGCGGGCGGGCUUAG